Daphnia carinata is the source of this 3266-nucleotide messenger RNA. RefSeq names its product RNA-binding protein 12-like. Gene Ontology annotation, cellular component: ribonucleoprotein complex; nucleoplasm. The transcript has 4 exons. The coding region runs from base 387 to 3158 and encodes 923 amino acids. Gene Ontology annotation, molecular function: RNA binding. The record is from RefSeq and is a predicted model, not a curated record. Gene Ontology annotation, biological process: regulation of RNA splicing. Lineage: Eukaryota; Metazoa; Arthropoda; Branchiopoda; Diplostraca; Daphniidae.
UUGCGACUACAUAUACAAAGCCUGACAUUUUUGUGAACCGAAAAAACUGAACUGCGCCAUAUUUUAGCUUGGCUUCUAUUCGUCGUUAUUGUAGAACUUCUCCCGCCCUCCGACUGAAAAAAUUAUUAACUCCCAAGGCGACGUAUUCUGCAAGAAAUCAUCAACUUCAGUUUAAAUGGUUUAAAUCAGCAACAUUUCUAGUAUUUGGCGUGCAAGAAGAGGUUAUUUUGAACUUGAAGUUCGCGAGGAUAUCAGAAAAUUAGACUGAAUUUUGGCAAAGACUGAGGCGCCGGACCCACUGCAACUAGUAACGAAAUAGACCGCAUGCAACCGCCACGGAAUAGAAAUCGAAAUUGAUCGUCCGCUGGAAGAAACCGAUAGUGAGAAUGAGCGUCAUAAUUCGACUACAGGAGUUGCCGUGGUCGGCCAACGCAGCUGAUAUCCGUCAGUUCUUCCACGGCCUCUCCAUUCCAGAAGGAGGCGUGCACAUUGUAGGAGGUGCACUUGGUGACGCAUUUAUAGCUUUCAGUACUGAUGAAGAUGCGCGUCAAGGAAUGGCAUCAGACGGUGGCAUUUUAAAAGAUUCGCGGGUGAAACUGUAUUUGAGCUCACGAACGGAAAUGCAGAAGAUUAUCGAAGAGACUCGACAGCAACAUAUGGCGUUGCAGGCGGUUACUGCAGGAGGACCCAAUAUGGCAACAGCAUCUUCAGCAGCAAUCCAGCGUCCAUUCGUCGGAGGGCCCUUUGCCUCAACCACUGCCCUCGCUCCCCAAAACAAUGCCUCUAUUAGCGGACCAUCUGGGCCUCGGCCAACGAUGGGGACUGGUAUUAGCAAUUUUCACCUUCAUAUGGAGAGCACUCAGGGCCACUUAGGGGGCUAUGAUCAUCAGAUGUACCAGCAACAACAGAGUCAUCAAGUAUUCAACCAAACUCAAAUGGCAUCAGGCGUCGGGACGAAUCCUGCGCACAGCGGUGGUUUCGCGCCACACCUGAAUCUAUCGCAAACGUAUGCCCCUCAUUUGUCACAAGGAGGGCCCUAUGGGCCACGUUUGGGCGGGGCAAUUGGUGAUGAGUCUCCUAUGGGGCCAUACGGUGUUGGUCAGCAUGUUCCCCAUGAACCUGGGGUAGAGACGAAUAAUUUGUACGAUCACGGCGGUUCGCAAUGCUAUGGUCGAGAUCGACGCGAUUCCGCCGGUACACCUCCAGAUGCCGUUGACAGAAGCCGCGACGGAGGUCGUGGAGGAUACAGAAGCCGAGAUCGCGGUCGAAGAGACAGGCAGGAGCGCGAAAAAGACAAAAGCUCAGAUGGGGGUAGACGUGGAAGAAGAAGUCGAAGCCGCAGUCGAAGCGGAAGUCGUGGCCGCGGCCGCGAUCGUGACCGUCGCCGUCGCAGCCGCUCUGACAGUCGCGAACGGGCCAAGAAUUCCCGAGAUCGUGAUCGCAACGGGAAAUUAAGCAAGUCUGGUCUUCUUCCUACUCCGGCAGAUCAAAUGGAAAAGCAGACAUCAAAUGAACAGGCAUCCGACACUUCUGUACAAUUACGGUUAUUGACUGGAGAUUUGACUUACCGAGACAUUCGAGAUUAUCUUAAUGGCAUUCACGUUCCAAACACAUGCAUCAAAAUGAUCAAUGCUUUCGAUGGUUAUCGAUUCGGCUUGGCGUAUAUUCGAUUCACUACAAAAGCGGACAAACAAAAGGCUCUAUCUCGUCACAAUGGCAUGAUUCGUGGUUAUCCCGUUCAGAUAAUUCAUGUGAAAGAUACCGCAUUUAAUCAGGCCAUUGAUUCGUUCUCGCCAGGAAUCAGCCUUGAUGCCAAGAGUUUGUCAAAUUCUUGCCUUUCGUUAAGAGAUUUUCCACCAGUUGCGGCACCGCAUAAUGUCAGAGAAGCCUUUGGUACGAUCUCCAUAGGUCAGGUGAUUCCGGAGCGAAACGAGAGUGGCACAGUGACUGGUCUUUGCUACGUCGAACUGUCCAGUGAAGCUGACGCACGCAAGGCUAUUCAGCUGUUGAAAGACGGCGUCGUUAUCUGUGGUCGUCAAGUCAAGGUGGCUUUUCUGCCUUUAGAGGAACUGCUCGUUUGUGCUAAAAAUCUGGACCGUCUUCGCUCCGGCGUUGGUCCUGUAACCUCUGCCCUUUCGCAAACUGAGGGUCCACUUUCUCCAGGACAAACUACACCUUAUCAUCCGCAGCCAAGUGGAAGAACAGGGCCCGUAAUAAUGGAACGCUCUCAAAGCGGUGGCAAUGGCUCCUACGAUCCGGCAUCCAAUCAGCGAGGUCGUCCUUAUAUGGGUCCGCAACGAGUCUUCAUUUCAGGCUUGCCGCUAACAGCCAUGGAACGUGAUAUUGGCGAUUUCUUUUCCGAUGUCGGGGUUAUUCCUCAGAUGAUUGAAAUCGUUUACGACGAUGAGCGCUUGCCCGUCGGAAAUGCUUAUUGCCAAUUUGCUAGUAUGCAAGAGGCGGAGAGAGCGCUGGAUAAGAACGGUGGUUUCAUGGGCGGUCAUACCGUCAGCGUCACUUUGGUCGAAAGUCAUGAUGGGCCUGCUGCUGGCAGGCAACCACCCGAAGACAUGAGACGUUUCAGCCCAUAUCCUGAGCCCCCUAUGAGUCAGCCAGAUCAUGGGCCACACAUGUAUGGCCAUCCAGGACAUACUGAUGCAUAUCAUAGACCUCCGAUCGGUAGUGAUGGCGGAAAUGGAUUCCCUCCGCAAAUGGGUCCGCGUUUUGCUGGAUCUCGUUUUGCUGGUCCCCGUUAUCCUCCUGGCGGAAGCAACAGAGGUAACUUUGGUGGAAAUGCCGGGCCGCGUCCGCGUCCCCCAGUCAAUAUGCGGAUGAGAAUGCCUGUAGGUAUGAUUCAUAAUGGAGGAGGGGGUAGUCGUGGUGGUAGUGAUGAUGGAUCACCUACUCCGGGUUUUGGAGCUCCUGGCUGUGUUGUCGCUCUUGCUAAUGUACCUCACAAAGCUAUUAUAGCUGACAUUUUGGAUUUCUUCCGUGGCUUCCAAGUGAACGAAAAAUGCGUCAUACGUCGUUUUGGACCCAACGGCGAACCCACCGGUGACGCUCGCGUCGCCUUUCCUUCACCUGACGAAGCUGAGGCAGCCGUUCGUACCCUUCAGAACGAGUACCUGCUGAACCGUAGGGUUAUGCUAUCCAUUGUCUGAAGAAAAUCUGGAUGUAUUUUUCCCUUCCAACUAUGUCAUGCAGAAUUUUCAACUGUUCAUAACUUGUGUUCCGAUUACAUCAUAAUACAUUGACGAUUCAGUUUCUCA